Prosopis cineraria is the source of this 1837-nucleotide messenger RNA. RefSeq names its product non-specific phospholipase C2. The record is from RefSeq and is a predicted model, not a curated record. Gene Ontology annotation, molecular function: hydrolase activity, acting on ester bonds. NCBI's taxonomy places the organism in Eukaryota, Viridiplantae, Streptophyta, Magnoliopsida, Fabales, Fabaceae. The coding region runs from base 64 to 1653 and encodes 529 amino acids. The transcript is spliced from 4 exons. Gene Ontology annotation, biological process: phospholipid catabolic process.
UUUCGCUCUCCUUCGUCUCUUGUUUCUUUCUCCAUCGCCACUAGGCCACAAAGGAGAAGAGAUAUGGGCACCCGAAACCGACCCGAUACUCUUUCCUUCGCAUUAAUCUUCGCCUUCAACCUCUUGCUCCUCACUUCUCCGACCGGCUACGCAAUCGCGAAUCCGAUCAAAACCGUCGUCGUUUUGGUGAUGGAGAACCGGUCCUUCGAUCACAUGCUAGGGUGGAUGAAGAAGCUCAAUCCAGAAAUCGACGGUGUCGACGGCUCAGAAUCGAACCCGCUGUCGGUAAAGGACCCGAAGUCGGCGCGGGUCUUCUUCGGCAACCAGUCGCAGUUCGUGGACCCGGACCCGGGACACUCGUUCCAGGCGAUUAGAGAGCAGAUAUUCGGGUCGGAUGAUGCGUCGGCGGACCCGGCUCCGAUGAACGGAUUCGCACAGCAAGCGUAUUCUAUGGAUAACACCACAGCCAUGUCUCGCAAUGUGAUGAACGGCUUCGUCCCUGAGAUGGUCCCCGUUUACAAAGCUCUUGUUUCGGAGUUCGCCGUGUUUGACAGGUGGUUUGCUUCUGUUCCAGCUUCCACACAGCCUAAUCGCCUGUACGUUCACUCCGGGACCUCCGCCGGAGCGACGAGCAACAACUCGACGCUGCUCGUCCAGGGUUAUCCACAGAGAACCAUCUUCGACAGCCUCGAUGACGCCGGAAUAUCGUUCGGGAUAUACUACCAGAACAUUCCGGCGACAUUGUUCUAUCGGACCCUAAGGAAGUUGAAGCACCUAACAAAAUUCCACCCAUACGACUUGUCGUUCAAGCAGCACGCAAGGGAAGGGAAGUUACCGGGGUAUGUUGUGGUGGAGCAGCGAUACAUGGACACGAAGUUGACGCCAGCCAAUGACGACCAUCCAUCGCAUGACGUGUACCAAGGGCAGAUUUUUGUGAAGGAGGUGUACGAGACGCUGAGGGCGAGCCCGCAGUGGAACGAGACCCUCUUUGUGAUCACGUACGAUGAGCAUGGAGGGUUCUAUGAUCACGUGCCAACUCCUGUACGCGGGGUCCCCAGUCCAGAUGGAAUUGUGGGGCCCGAGCCAUUCAAUUUUAAGUUUGAUAGGUUGGGAGUUAGGGUUCCGACCAUUGCAAUCUCACCUUGGAUAGAAAAAGGCACAGUGGUUCAUGGAGCAAAGGGGUCACCCACUGCAACAUCAGAAUAUGAGCACUCAUCCAUUGCAGCAACAGUGAAGAAACUCUACAAUCUGCCUUCCUUCCUCACAAAAAGAGAUGAAUGGGCUGCAACCUUUGAGGCCAUUCUUCACACCAGAACUGAACCCAGGACUGAUUGCCCAGAGAAACUUCCAACCCCAGUGAAGAUAAGAAAAGGGGGACCAAAUGAAGAAGCAAAGGUGAGUGAAUUUCAGCAAGAGUUGAUACAGCUAGCAGCAGUGUUGAAAGGAGACAACAUCUUCACCAGUUACCCUCAAACUAUAGGGAAGGAAAUGACUGUGAAGCAAGGUAAAGCCUACAUGGAAGAUGCCGUCAAACGCUUCUUCGAGGCCGGAUGGUACGCCAUGAAGAUGGGAGUCAGUGACGAACAUAUUGUGCAGAUGAAGCCUUCUCUCACUACCAGAUCUUCCAAACAGUCUUCACAUCCUAACCCUUAAAUGCACCCUCCAUAUAUAUAUUAUAUAUCCAUAUAUGUAUAUUCUAUAUACAAAUAUUGAAAAUAGGACAGCAUCAACGUGUAGGUCUAAAAGAUGUAAUGCAUAAAAGUUGGUGCUUGAGAUUGAAUAGGUGCUAUAUAUAUGGUAUUUAUUCAGGCGUUUCUGAUCUUUGGCUGACUUUUAA